Molecule: messenger RNA, 3484 nt
Organism: Strongylocentrotus purpuratus (purple sea urchin)
Lineage: Eukaryota; Metazoa; Echinodermata; Echinoidea; Camarodonta; Strongylocentrotidae
Product: phe13-bombesin receptor
Exons: 2
Coding region: 686-1930 (414 amino acids)
Biological process (GO): G protein-coupled receptor signaling pathway
Cellular component (GO): membrane
Molecular function (GO): G protein-coupled receptor activity
Source: RefSeq, a predicted model, not a curated record
CGACAACACCAGACCGCGAAGCGCUCAAAAUGCUCAGCGAUGUGUCGCCUUUCUCGCACAACUUAACAGAACAGUUCUCGGCACCGAUCAAAGAGAGUCAGCUCUUAUAUUACCUGACCCGGCUCCGAGCUCGCUUCACAGGUGUACUAUUUUAUUUUCAUCACUCUAGAGAUGUCACUCUGAUUUAAUGGAUGUUUCUAAAUACUUGUUCAGCAUUCUAUAUGGACGGUGAUAACUUUUAACACGCCGAGGGAGUCAACUUAUCAGCAGGGUCCUGUGUUGAACUGAACUUGGAGUGUUGAUCAUCAAAUGUUGGAGACAUACUAGACUGCUAGACAUUCCUCUCAAAAGCUAUAGGACGAUGACCUACUCUUUCUUCUGUAAUUUGGAAGUGGGCCUCACGGAAAAUAGCUCGAGAGUGCCAGUAUAAUUAUAGAAAUCCAAUAGAACGGCUACGUCAACGACAUAUCGCGAGUGGGAAAACAUUUUCAGCAGCAUCAAUUUACAGCUUCAACGAUCAUCAGUUCUUUUCCAUUUCCACACUGAAAGACGUGACCAUCGGAAAGACGCGACCAUCGAGCAAAUGUUGCAUUUGUGGUAAGAACAACGAUGGACGUUCUUCAUGACACGCAUCAAUGAUAUCGUAUUCUGGCCAUAAUCUUAAGGACUCAUCUGUACAGCGUCCAUGAUGGAGACAACCCAAGCACCUAUAUACGUAACAGAGAUAAUCAGUGAGACGUCGAUAAGUGUGAUCAUCAAGGAGAUCGUUGACAAUCGAACCAAUCUGACAACAGAACAAUCAUGGGGAUCAGAAGAAGUCUUCUGGCCCCAGGUUUCAAUCAUGAUCAUCGUUUUAAUCUUUGGUAUUUUAGCCAAUCUGUCCAUCAUUUGGAUCGUGCUCAAGAACAAACGUUUACGAUCGACGCCUAAUAUCAUCGUAGUAAACCUGACGGUUGGUGAUCUCCUGUGCUUGUUGGUCAAUCUACCUUUCAUCAUUGACUUUCAUGUCCGGCACGAGCGGCAUUGGGUUUUCGGGCAAUUCAUGUGCAAGUUUGUCCACAGUAGUAUGGUGACCAGUGGAUGUAUCACCGUGUAUUCUCUGAUGGCUCUAGCGAUUGAGCGCUAUCUGGCCAUUGCCUGGCCUUGGCGUAACCGUGACAGUAGUCGAUGCGUCAGGCUGUCCCGAAGCUGUUUCUGCGGACCAACAUGGCAGAUUGUCUUCUUGAUAUGGCUCGGAGCAUUCGCCGUGGGGGCUCCGAUUUGGUUUACAGCUGAAGUCUUGGUCUAUGAAUUUCUCGACUACAGUGUCUGUAUGCCAUUGAACCUCGGAGAUACUUUCGCCCAGGGCUACGAGUUGUUUCGAUUAUUGAUAGCAUACAUUAUCCCGCUGACCGUCAUCAUCAUUGCCCAUACCCUCACAGCUCUUGCCCUCCUCAAAAGCGUCAGAGGCACCGUGACAGGUGCAACCGCACAGGUGUGUGCUAGUAACCGCUCAACGCCUCGUGUACGCUCUAGAGUCAAGCUCGCAAUUGUCAUCAGCAUACUUUCAGUGAUGUUCUUCAUCGCAUGGUUUCCGUUCUACGUAUACAGCAUGUGGGUAGAGUUUCAGUACACUCAGACAGUUUUUAAUGGAAGAGCCAUGACGCAAUUUGCCGCAUGGAAAGACCUUCCAAUAUACGUCCUCAGCUGUCUAAAUCCUAUCAUGCUAUACAUCCUGAGUACUCGUUUCCGAGAGCAACUUUUCCAGGAUUUGUUCUGCUGCUGCGCAAAGCAGAAUUUCGACUGGAAACCCGCAGAAACAUUCAGUUCUUUGAAGAGUUCUUUUUUGACGGCGAGUACCUUCCGAGGUCGUUCAACCGUAGGGAGGAGAUCAUCACCAAGCAGACAAGAUCGAAUGCUUGCUACAGCAAACGAACUUACUAAGUUCUAGAAGAACAGUUUCUCAUCAACGUGGGCAUGUUGGGACGUUGUAUUCUGUUUGCAUGGGUCAUACAAAAAUCAAAGGUCAUACAUAAGGAAGCAUUGAAGUGCGGAAAAAUAUCAUCAGACGGUCCAAACCUUUCAUACUGAUAAAAAGAAGAUGGAAAAACUAGCCCUCUUUUAUAUAUUGUGUCAAUAAUUCAAACAAUUUCAUAUUAACCUUCGACUCUCGAAAUCUUUUGGCCAAAAGUAUAUCCUUCUUUUUGUUACAGAUGCAAUGUACAGUGUAUAAACAUACAAUCGCCAUCAUCGUUCAUCCUUUUCAGCAGGAGAUUUUAUUUGUUAACUAUAAAUUGACCAAUCUAAGGAAUGUUAAACCAUGGUAGGAGGAAGGCUAGGAUGUCAUGGACUUGUUAGCUACUUCUAACACUUCACUCAUACUGACGAGACAGACAGUAGAUCGAAAACUGACCGCACAAAUUGACUUCCCCCCCCCCCUCCAAUGAAAAGAAAAUGACUGCCAAAAUCAAAUUUCACUUGGUCAGGAUGUGAUGCCCUUGAAACUUUUCCAAAUACUUGCCAACCAAUUCCCGACAAGCAAACGACGACUGUAGGAGAAGAAUCGUUCAAGAACAUUCAAAUGAUGUGAAAUAUAAUGGAUGUAACAGAUUUGUUUGGGAAUAAUACUGGACGUAGAGGGACGAUGUUUUCUACUAUGUCCUCGAUACAGAUUCCAAAAACAUUAUUUUCAAUACUGAGUAACAUAAUAUGGGUUUGUAAUGCAUUCAUUUAAGGCAACUUCAAUUACUUCAUAUUACAAUGUCUAUUUACUAGCAUCAAUGAUCAUCGUGUUUCUUAUAGUAUUUUUCAACUGUUUUUUAAAUUGAUGUUUGUUUGGAUAAAACUUGUACUUCAAACAAAUGACUUGUGAAAGAUGUAUGUGGCUGCGAUCUAACUACAUAUAAUAUCAGUUUGGGUGGAAAAUGAAACGGACCUAAACCGAAAUAUUUAUCAACAUAAUUCGUCGCUGUUUUCACGAAGUGACGGUAGUGAAAAAAAAUUGCAUUCACUUUGCGUGACGAUUUUCCUCACUACCGUCACUUCGUGAAAUCAAGGACGAAUAUUUCACUAAUUUACUUGAAUGUUAGUUAUAGCUCUUGAUGAUGGGUGAUUUGUUUUAAAAUAUGUAAAUAUUAAAUGGCGAUUGUCAUGAAAAUCAAAACUGUAUGAACAAGAAUAGAGUAGUAAUAAUUGCCUUCUUAUGUAAAUAUACUAUGUGCACCAUAAGCUCUUUAUUGAAGUGAUGUUCAUAUUGUAUAUAUGAUAGAUUAUUUAUAAAACAUAAUAUAUUAUUAUCGUUUAUCUUUUUCAUGGAUUAAGAAUCUAUAGUAUUGCAGUUUUGAUCGUGCUGAUAAAUCUUUAUUCGCUUUAUGAACCAUUGGGAAGCUAGUGAGUGAUUGUAUAUUUUGUCUGCGUUUAAUUCAUAUUCUGAGUCUUUAAUUGUACUACCAAGAGUGUGAUACUCUAUUCAGUUGUGUGGUCAGUAAACCCAAAAUACCUAAAA